CGCAAAAGGACAUAAUCACGAGCUAGAGCUUCCACGUCUUUUUGCAGCUUCGUUGUUGCCGACUUCGCGUCCCCCUCCACGGCCAGCCAAUUUCUUUUCUUCUUCUAAAAGAUGCUUUUCCUCUCAGCUGCGAGGAGUCUCCUCGCCGCCGCCAUGGCUUUCCAGGCCGUGGUGGCGCACAACAUCGUGCUGCCAGCCCGAGGCGUCGAGUGCUUCCACGAGAGCCUGCGCAAGGACGACAAGAUGACCGUCACCUUCCAGGUGGGCGACCGCGAGUUUGGCAGUGCAGGCAACCUCGACAUCGACUUCUGGAUCAUGAACCCCUCGGGCGAAUACCAGAUCAACGAGAGGACAGUUUCUAACGGCGAUCACUCCUUCACGGCUCUCUACGACGGCAAAUACGCCUACUGCUUCGGAAACCAGCACUGGGUUGCCAACACCAAGGAAGUCUCCUUCAACGUCCACGGCAUCGUCUAUGUCACCGAAUCCGAAUCUAGCGCCGAUCCCCUGGAGACUGAAGUCCGACGUCUAUCCGAUCUCCUCGCCCAGGUCAAGGACGAGCAGCAGUACAUUCUCUUCCGUGAGCGCACCCACCGCAACACUGCCGAGAGCACAAACUCCCGAGUCAAGUGGUGGAACUUGUUCGUCAUUGGCAUCGUCAUUGGCGAGUCCCUUUUCCAGGUCUGGUGGCUGCGCCGCUUCUUCGAGGUCAAGCGAGUCGUCUAAAUCCAAUCUCUACAAGGGGAAAGGAAAAUACAGAGUAUGGGUAGAGGAUGAGUGAAUUUUCACGAGCUGUUAACUGCAUCGAAACAACGUCGAGCAUGAACGCAUUAAAGUGGCGUAAAUAGGGGGUCGAUCCAAGUCUUGGGAGGGUCCAAGUACUGGGCAGCAAGGACGACAUGGCACUAGAAGGGAUAGUGAUUAAGGACAUGAAUAAUAAUAGUGCCCAUGUUCACAUGAUG
Trichoderma atroviride IMI 206040 is the source of this 962-nucleotide messenger RNA. RefSeq lists its product as uncharacterized. Gene Ontology annotation, biological process: protein retention in ER lumen; endoplasmic reticulum to Golgi vesicle-mediated transport; intracellular protein transport. The record is from RefSeq and is a predicted model, not a curated record. Gene Ontology annotation, cellular component: endoplasmic reticulum; Golgi apparatus; endoplasmic reticulum-Golgi intermediate compartment. Lineage: Eukaryota; Fungi; Ascomycota; Sordariomycetes; Hypocreales; Hypocreaceae.